Messenger RNA from Sabethes cyaneus, 3034 nucleotides. It is a transcript of the gene Rab3GAP1, whose product is annotated as rab3 GTPase-activating protein catalytic subunit. The coding region runs from base 101 to 2962 and encodes 953 amino acids. Gene Ontology annotation, biological process: positive regulation of GTPase activity. Gene Ontology annotation, molecular function: GTPase activator activity. The record is from RefSeq and is a predicted model, not a curated record. The transcript has 5 exons. NCBI's taxonomy places the organism in Eukaryota, Metazoa, Arthropoda, Insecta, Diptera, Culicidae.
GUCGGUCGCGUAAAUACAAUCGCUUACAAUUUGCUUGCGCGAAAAUCGUUUUGCACGGUGUUGUUUUGAUCGGAAAUCGGGUGAAUUUUCAUCGUUAAUCAUGUUGAAUGAAGAAGUAGACGAUACGGAAUUCUUCCAGCAGGAUUUUACAACCGCCUCGGAGUGGGAGAUUUUCAAUGCACGACUGGAGGAAAUUUUCCAUGAGUGGAAACUAUCCUACGGGAUGUCCGGAAACCACAGUCCGCUGGGACGGGAUGAACUUUCUCUGUGCGAAUGGAACAUCUUGAAGGAAAAGAUUCACUUUGCGGAUGUUGAGCUGGAUGUGGUUCGCUACAAGGCAAACAUUCCGGAAAGAGGAGAGAUCCCACCUGCAGCUGAUCCGGAAACUGGCGAAUCUCAGGCUCAGGCGUUCGUUGAUUUGCUAGCCAUUGAGAACGAUUACAGUACCAUAGAUCAUCUGGCAGACCGGCGGUUGCACCCGUUGGCCCAGUGGUAUGGCUUGCGGGAGUUUGUUGUGGUAGUUCCCGUAAAGCAAUCCAUUACCAACGAAAGCCAGAUCCGUAUUUUGAUGAGUUCGAUUCACAUUGCCGUAGCGGAGAGUAGCUGCGAUGUUCCCGUUUUUGUGCAAGUUUUGGAAAAAGUGCAAAACGUGUUUUUGGGGGUUUGCGAGGCCGGUUCGAUUAGAUUGUCGUUUGAUAUUGUUCAUUUGAAUAUAAUUCCGCCAACCUGUAAGUAUCUGUCGGGACUACUUGAUGUAUUUAAGGGAAAAGUUGCUGUCCCGUACAUGGAUCCGGUUUCUGUGUCCGUUCGGUUUACGUACUCUUUGACGAAAUUUCUUAGCUAUUCCUAUGUGGUCGAAAAAAGUAUUCCAUUUUCCGAUAAUAGUGAUGAAGAGAGUGAUUCCGCGGAAAUGAAGAUUUCACUUCCAUUUGGUGUUGGUUUGGAUCCAGUUUCGGAGUUGAUUUUGCAUUGCACGUGGUCACAGGUGGCUGAUAAUGUUGUUAUCGAUUCACAAACCUAUUCCGAUUUUGAUCCUCUUACUGCACCGGCUUGGAGCAUUCGUGCACGGUUCGAAGAUAAUCCAGUUUGCUACAUGGCCGAAUGCAUGCAGGAAUUUCUUCAGAUUUCCGAAUCGAAACGCGCGAUCACUGAGUACUUUCCGGAACUGACCUAUGGAGCUACACAAAAUCUUGAAGGCACCAAAGCAUUGGAACGUCUGACGGAAUCGAAGAUUCCUACACUGGCUUCAGUGAUUCCGGGGAUCGGUUCAGUGAGUUCCACCAGUGCGAAAGAACUCAAACUGGAAGGGCCACUGAACGACGUUCUGCUGAAGGAUAUGCUGUACUAUUUGUUUCCGGAUGCGCAGUCCGAUUCGCCGCAUGCGUACAACAUUCCACUCCCAGGUCAAACGGAGUUUGAUCCGCUGAAGAUUAAGUCGGCCCAUCCCGAUUCACUGGUACAUCGCCUAGCGAUGCUACUGGGCCUCUGUAAUUCGUUUUUCGGCGGAAAACGAGCCGUCGCUCAGCUGUGGGCAGAGUUCGCGCAGGAGAUGCGAUACCGGGUGGAGCGCUGCAUCCAGAUUCCAGGAAUUGCGGCCGGAUUCCCAGAUUCGAGAACAUGCCUGCUCCACCAGAAGCUUCAGAUGCUGAACGUAUGCAUGGAACGCCGCAGAAUCCGGGAGGGCGGACUGCCCUUUGCGAUGACUAACCGAUCCGGCGGCGGCGGCGCUAGCGGUGAGGCAGACAGCCGCGAGGGAAGCCACGAAUCGGAGGAUGAGUUCUUCGAUUGCUCCGAUGAUGAAGAGGCCGAUUCUAAGCGACGCCACGCUGCAUGGAACCAACCGGUGGGACGCCUGUCGAAGCUCGGCAAGAUGCUGCUCGUCGAUUCCGAUGAACCCCUUUACAUUCCAAUCACCCAGGAACCGGUGCCGAAAACCGAAGAUCAACUCGAGGACGACGCCGAGGUGAUGCUAAAGCUCGGACCGGGCAGUGAGCUGUGCACGCAGAUGAUGAGUGCCUCACUGCUGUCGGAUAUGGAAAGUUUCAAGGCAGCCAACCCGGCCGGCAAGCUGGAGGAUUUCAUUCGCUGGUACAGCCCUCGAGAUUGGAUCGAAGAGGAUGCCGACGAACGGGAUCCCUUUGGCCGCAAGGGACAUCUGAGCUCCCGGAUGUUGAUUCCCGGCAACACAUGGCAAACGGUUUGGGAGAAUGCCCGUCCCGUUCCGGCUAGGCGGCAAAGAAGACUGUUCGACGAUGCUAAGGAAGCGGAAAAAGUGCUUCACUAUUUUGAAACUAGAUCCAUUGGACAAAUUGCACAACUUACAAUGGCAUCGUUAUUUCAUACUUCUAUUAGAAUUCUUUCCGAUGAGGCUGGUUCAGACCGGGAGGUGAUUCCCAGCUUUGCAGAAAAUAUGGAUAAAAUUACUAAUGCUUGCUGCAAGCUUUCACGUGAAAACUGGAUAACUAAUGCACCCACUCAGCGUGGAAAUUCUUGGAAGAAAUACGAAACUCUACUUUCGGACAUUACUCAGCUUGAGACUGUUAUUAUCCAGGUUCGAAGCUUGCGGAAGAAACUUUUUCCUGAAGCUGAUGGCGAAGGGGAAAACGCGAUGGACAUCGAAGCGAAACGGGAGUUUUUAUCCAAGCUACUGAAAGCUUUCGAGAGCGAAUUGGACGGCGGAGCGAAAAGCCCGGUUGCAAAGCGCGUGCUCGAAAUGUUCACCGAGGCAAAGAAAGCUGCCAACGAGCAGGCGAGCGAACGAACCGUUGCGUUGGUAAGCUUUAUGCUUGCUGAUGGAGCAUACGUUUGUUUGCCCGAUCCGGUGGAGAAACAGUUUACGCUCAGAUUGGGUGGUAAAACCGUCUACAAAGGAAUGGGUUCGCCACAGUUCAUGAGGGCAAUUUUCACCUCCAACGAAUUUCGUUUGUGUGGAGCUUUCAGCCAAAAUACUACAUUUUACUAAAAAUCGUAAUAUUCAACUCAAUUGCAUUACAAAAUAAUUAUUUAAACUGAGCACAAGACUCUCGUAUUUCAA